GAGAGAGAAAGAGAGAGAGAGAGAGAGAGAGAAGUUAGCUGAGCUCACACGCUCCCACAAAUCACUUUGUCACCAGCAAGCUCUGACAAGCACCAGGAGAGAGGGAGCGCACAGGGAGAAAGGCAGAGAGAGAGGGAGUUAAAUAGAGGUGCGAAUAGGGAGUUGUGUCAGACGAGACAUAAGAGGGAAGGUGUGAAGGAGGGAGCUCCACAGGGCAUAAAUGAGGUGAUACAGAUGGACAGAUGGAUAGAAGGAACAGAGGACAGAAACUACAAUCCGAUUCUCAAAACACUGUGAGCUCAGAGGGACUUUGACUCCUGCUACUGCUGUCGUUACUACUGCUGUUUCUGGAUGCUGCACUCAUUUAAAGAGAAGGUGUGUCAAACUUCAUAUUCUGUUACUUAGAGGACAGUGUUUGAUUGACAGAAGCUGUGUUUUUAAUCCUCUGAUAACAUCUCUGUUUCCGCUGUUUUUAAUCUCAGAGAUCAUUGAAACACAGAGAUCACAUUAUUGUUGUGUUUGAGAAUGAAGACACAGUCACAGAGACAGCUGCUGUGUGUGUAAAUGGGCAUGAAUCGGAGGCGUUGAAAGCAUUUUUUGGUGAACUGCAGCUGUACACAGAUCACAUGCUGUUAUUGCUAAAAAAGAGGUAGUCAGACUGGAGAGCGAUACAAGUUUAUCAGAUGUUUUUCUUCUGUGGUGAAGUAUCUUGAUGGUGUUUAAAUGGUGUAGAAUAAGUUAGAUUUUGGAAAUACUACAUUAUUCUUUUCUUUCUGUGAACCGUGGAUUAUUUGAUUAGCUCUGGGUUGACUUGAAGCUCUUGGGGUCAUCUGAUCAAAUUUAGAAACAGAGAACUAGGAAGAACAUUUUUUCACUUUAGACACAAGCCGUUUCGUUGCUAUUUUCUCUUCCAUAGUGACAUUUAAAGAGGGUUUACUUGACAUCACAUCCAGGUACAGGGGACUUCUGAAUGUGCAGAGACCUUGUGGGUCAAAGAGGACAGGAAACAGUGUCAGCUGAAAACCCUUAGACUCAGAUAUUAAGUACGUCCGGCUCUGCCAGAACCACUUUUCAUUCUGCUGAGUGCUAUGAAACUACCUUCAUUUUAGCUGAGCGGAUCUCUCGGGACAUGUAAAGAGAGACUGCCUGCUAAGCAACACAGCCCUGAGCUGACACGUGGAGGUUUAUAUACUUGCCUAAAGUAAGACAGGAUUAACUUUAAUAUUGCGGUUGGAGGCUUGAAAUCGUACGAAUCACAAGUUGGUGUGUGAGUACAGAAACAGCUCUGUUGCAUAUUUGAGCAUUGUUAGAUUGUUUUAGACUCACUGAGGGUCUUCUGAGUCUUGGGGACGCUGUACAUGUUAGGUUGGGCUCUGUUAGCAUUUGACAGCUCCGCUCUGGACUCAUUUCAGCAUCUGGGACGUCAUAGUGUUACCUGUGUGGCUGAGUCAGAGGCUGGCUCAUCACUCCACGUCUGUCUGCCCGCUGGGAUUCUCUUCAUCUACCCCUAUGCAAAGAAGACACAAGUGUUAGGUGGUUUCUGCAGCAGCGGUGACAGCAGUGGCACCAGUAGACCUGAACUUUGAGGACUCUCCACACUGCUUUAAUUGUUCUGUGUGUGUAAACACCUUGCGUCACUCACACCUCUCCACCGGGUGAUUCACUGUUGCCUUAGCAUCCCCGCUCAAAGCAGGCAGUAAAAGGAAAGGUAAGGGAGGAUUUUUGCUGAGAAGUGGUUGCAAACAGUCAGGUUGGCACCAUGAAGCUGGCGUUCCUGAUGCUCGUGGCUGUGUACACGGUGGGCAAUGUAAGCAGCAUGUCUACGUGUAAGACUUUGGACCUGGAGAUGGUGAAGAAAAAGCGAAUUGAAGCCAUCAGGAGCCAGAUCCUCAGCAAACUGCGUCUGCCAAAAGAGCCUGAGCCGGACCAGGCAGGAGACGAGAAGGACAUCCCCAGCACCCUGCUGUCCCUCUACAACAGCACCAAGGAGCUGCUGGACGAGCAGCAGGUGGAGGUCCAGACGGACAUCUCCACAGAGCAGGAGGAGGAGGAGUACUUCGCCAAGGUGCUGCACAAGUUCAACAUGACCGCAAGAAAUGACUCCGACAAGACCACCAAAAGCAUUCCCAUGUACUUCAAUUUGUCAGCAAUACGAGAAAGCGUGGGGGAUUACCGCCUGCUGACCAGUGCCGAGCUACGGAUGCUCAUCAAGAACACAAGAAUAAAAGAUGAGCAGCGGGUGGAGCUGUACCAGGGUUUGGGGACACCAGCCCGCUACGUCGCUUCCCGCUUCAUCACCAACGAAUUUAAAGACAAGUGGCUGACUUUCGAUGUCACUGAGACGUUACAGACCUGGCUCAAAGGGACCGAUGAUGAACAGGGUUUCCAACUUCGGCUGUUCUGUGAAUGUGGCAAGACUGGUGAAAGUGACUUUACUUUUACCAUCUCUGGGCUCAUUAAUGGUCGGGGAGACAAAGGAAGGUUAGAAAUGUUAACACAGCAACCGCCCUACAUCCUGACCAUGUCCAUCCCUCAGAACGUCAGCAGCCACCUCACCUCACGCAAAAAACGCUCCACAGAGACAAAGGAUACCUGCACAGCCACGUCAGAGACUUGCUGUGUGCGGAGUUUGUACAUUGACUUCAGGAAAGAUCUGGGCUGGAAGUGGAUACAUAAGCCAACCGGCUACAAUGCUAACUACUGCAUGGGGUCCUGCACCUACAUCUGGAAUGCUGAAAACAAAUAUUCUCAGAUUUUGGCUCUGUACAAGCAUCACAACCCAGGAGCCUCUGCCCAGCCCUGCUGUGUUCCCCAGGCACUGGAGCCACUGCCAAUCCUCUACUACGUGGGCAGGCAACACAAGGUGGAGCAGCUGUCUAAUAUGAUCGUGAAGUCCUGCAAGUGUAGCUAAAAAUACAACAUGGCACACGGCUCUGCCUCCCCUCAAACAUAUACAGAGAUGUGUUUGAGACCACAGAGAGGAGCAUGUGAUGGAGAAAAAGGGGACAAGGAGAACAAAAUAUUUAAAAUCAUCAGGAUCUUUGUGGUCCACCUUUCCUCCUGCAAGCUCUACAAUUACCAUGUUGAACACACACCAAGCCAUGGACUUCUUUAUAUAGAUAUUAAAAGAUAUCAUUUUCUAUGUGUAUAUACUUUUCCUUGCAGUAGUAAAAAUGUCUGUCUUGAAAUGAAUUAAUUUAUUUGUUGGAGGGACAGAUCUGUAAAGAAGUGAUAUACAUGUGUGUCAGCUUGACAUGGAAAAAAUAUGUAAAACAACAAAAAAAGGUGGAUGCCAAAGGACUUGAGGACCAAAAUGACCUUAAUGGAAGAACACUUUUGUUUUCACAGAUGAUUGUCUGAGACAUUUCUGUUAUUUCCAUAUCAUCUUCCUAAAGAGGUCAUAGUUAAAGGUGCUAAAUCCCAGGUAUGGAAAACAGGGGUUGUUGGGGUUUUCCUGGACGAAAAUGUCACAGGUGUUUUUGGAGAGAGAGGCACCUUUAAAGGACAGCAGACAACCGCAGGGACAGUCCGACCUGGAAACUCCCUCUGACUGAGGAGCUGAAGCCGUCAGCCAACUGAGCAGCGUUUCACACGAACCGUCCUUCAGUUUCUACUUGCUUUGUUUGUUUGGUUUCAACCCAUGUGAUUUAUACAAUGCUUGUUUUGUGUUCAUAGUUGAAUGUCAGUUUGUUUGUUCCUUAUGAAGCCUCCCGUGCUGUCAAAGCCAUGAGUUAUAUCACCGCUUGUUAGAGUGAUGACACCACGUUUUUCCUCCCUCUCAGGAUUUACAGCCUACGUGUUGUCUUUAGAUGGUGAGGGUCAGGGGAUGUGGUUGUGGUGUUGGUUUUAGGCAAACCAUUCAGACUCAAUACACACAUUUGCUGUUUGUUUUUCAUUGACAUAGUAAAUUAGGAGCGAUUUAUUGCCUUUUAUGACAGGACAUACUUUUUACUCUGAAGUGUGAUACUUUUUGCACAACUUUAGAAUUAAUUCAGCUUAUAUGAUUUGUUUUUAGGAAUAAAACCAACACUUUUUUUUCAGUUUACCAUAUUUUUUAUAGUGCACUUACCAUUUGAAUUUGUACUUGUAAAUAUUUUACCAAUUUGAAAUAAACAUUGAUGUUAAAUUAUCACAUCAGAGUGGAAGGUU
Molecule: messenger RNA, 4149 nt
Organism: Centropristis striata (black sea bass)
Lineage: Eukaryota; Metazoa; Chordata; Actinopteri; Perciformes; Serranidae
Gene: tgfb1a
Product: transforming growth factor, beta 1a
Exons: 6
Coding region: 1760-2911 (383 amino acids)
Biological process (GO): transforming growth factor beta receptor signaling pathway; BMP signaling pathway; regulation of cell population proliferation
Cellular component (GO): extracellular region
Molecular function (GO): type III transforming growth factor beta receptor binding; cytokine activity; growth factor activity
Source: RefSeq, a predicted model, not a curated record